Pteronotus mesoamericanus is the source of this 984-nucleotide messenger RNA. RefSeq names its product FKBP prolyl isomerase family member 6 (inactive) (gene FKBP6). The record is from RefSeq and is a predicted model, not a curated record. Gene Ontology annotation, cellular component: cytoplasm. Gene Ontology annotation, molecular function: peptidyl-prolyl cis-trans isomerase activity; Hsp90 protein binding. NCBI's taxonomy places the organism in Eukaryota, Metazoa, Chordata, Mammalia, Chiroptera, Mormoopidae. Gene Ontology annotation, biological process: spermatogenesis; piRNA processing. The transcript has 8 exons. Bases 1 to 984 code for a protein of 327 amino acids.
AUGGGCUCCCCCUCGCAGCCCCUGAACGGAAUGCCCGGGUCCAGUGCAGAAGGCCAGUCUCCUUACCAGAGGUUAAGUCGGUGGAUGCUGGACAUUUCCGGGGACCGGGGUGUGCUGAAGGAUGUCAUCCGAGAGGGUGCUGGUGAGCUGGUGACACCGGAUGCUUCCGUGCUAGUGAAAUAUUCUGGAUACCUGGAGCACAUGGACAAGCCUUUUGAUUCUAACUGCUUUAGAAGAACUCAUCGGCUCAUGAAGCUUGGAGAAGAUAUUACACUUUGGGGCAUGGAGUUGGGCAUUCUGAGCAUGCGGAGGGGAGAGCUGGCCAGGUUUCUGUUCAAACCAACCUAUGCCUAUGGAACGCUGGGCUGCCCACCCUUGAUCCCCGCAAACAGCACCGUCUUAUUUGAGAUUGAGCUACUUGACUUCCUGGAUUCUGCUGAAUCAGACAAAUUUUGUGCCCUGUCAGCUGAUCAACAAGAUCGAUUUCCACUUCAGAAGGUCCUAAAAGUGGCAGCUACUGAACGAGAGUUUGGCAACUACCUCUUCCGCCAAAAUCGUUUCUACGAUGCCAAAGUGAGAUAUAAACGGGCCUUGUUGCUUCUCCGCAGGCGCUCAGCACCCCCUGAAGAGCAGCACCUGGUGGAAGCUGCCAAGCUUCUUGUUCUCCUUAACCUCUCCUUUACAUACUUGAAACUGGAACAGCCCACCAGGGCUCUGCACUAUGGAGAGCAGGCUCUGAUUAUUGACCAAAAGAAUGCCAAAGCCCUCUUCCGGUGCGGACAGGCCUGUCUCCUCAUGACUGAGUAUCAGAAGGCUCGGGAUUUUCUAGUCCGAGCCCAAAAGGAACAGCCCUUCAACCAUGACAUCAAUAACGAGCUGAAGAAACUGGCCAGCUAUUACAGGGACUACACAGAUAAAGAGAAAGAAAUGUGCCAUCGAAUGUUUGCUCCUUAUGAUAACAGUGCUACAGUAGGAGAAAAUUAA